Zerene cesonia (dogface butterfly) is the source of this 1191-nucleotide messenger RNA. RefSeq names its product sorting and assembly machinery component 50 homolog. Gene Ontology annotation, biological process: mitochondrial respiratory chain complex assembly; protein insertion into mitochondrial outer membrane. The transcript is spliced from 9 exons. Gene Ontology annotation, cellular component: SAM complex; outer membrane. Lineage: Eukaryota; Metazoa; Arthropoda; Insecta; Lepidoptera; Pieridae. The record is from RefSeq and is a predicted model, not a curated record. Bases 124 to 1164 code for a protein of 346 amino acids.
UCUGUCAAACUCGAUGACGGCCUCUGCCAAGUUAAUAUUUAUGUAAUUUGAAAAUAAGAAAAAUUCCAAAUUUCCUUUACGUUUACAAUUCAGAUAUAAUUGAUACCAACCAAAAUCAAUAAAAUGGGCACUGUGCACGCUAAGGCACAGCAAGAGAAUAUAAACACUGUUGGCGGAGGGCUAUUUGAGUUUGAGGAACCAAUCGAUUUUGAUGACAGUAUUCCUAAACCGCAAAUCAAAUUAAACGGUGUCAGGGCUCGUGUAGAUCGAGUGCAUGUGGACGGUUUGAGCAGAACCAAAGACGAUAUAGUCAGGAGUGCGGUGGAUGAAUUAUUUCAUGCUACUGAUUUUGAGGAUGUCAUACUUAGAGCUCAUAAGGUCCGUCGAUCACUAGACUCCUUGGGUUGUUUUAAGGACAUUGGUGUGCUAAUUGAUGUAUCCAGUGGACCAGGCUCAACUCCAGAGGGCUUAGAGGUGACGUUUCAAGUGAGAGAACUGUCGCGUAUCGUCGGCGGGGUGAAUACAACAGUUAGCGAGAAUGAAGGCAACCUCGUGUUGGGUGUCCGGCUGCCCAACGUGGCCGGGCGCGGCGAGCGCGUCUCCGCCGAGUACAGCGUGGGCCACAGGAGCUCCUCCAACUUCAGCGUCGCGGCGGCGAAACCGUUCCCGAAGAGCGCUUUGCAGCCCGUUUUAACCACCACAGUGUACCAACAGAACCACGAAUAUCCCUGGUCUGGAUAUAGACUUCUAGACCGAGGGGUCCUCCUAGAUAUGGCAUUUAAAUCUUCGCCAGCUACGAAACAUAACCUCCAAUGGGAAGGUAUGAUUCGCGACACAUCUGUACUUAGUAAGACAACAAGUUUCAAAGUCCGCGAGAGCAGUGGACCCGUGUUGAAAUCGGUGAUCCGGCACAUAGUGUCAGUGGACCACCGGGACGAGAAUAUAUUCCCUACGCGCGGUACGUGGGUUCAGUUCUCGAGCGAGCUGGCCGGGCUGGGAGGGGGGGUCGCGAAUAUCAAGACCGAGUUGCACGCGGAGGCGAAUAAGGAGAUUGCGCCCGGUUUUGUGAGUACCAACGAAUUAAUGAAAAUUGUCAUUUCAUUAUUAAAAAAGAAAUGCUUAGUAGAAAUAAGUAUAUGUGAGCAUGGUGUAGCUAAAGAUUAAAGAAUGAGUAAGAUUUAUAUGAAAACU